UCCUCGCUACUGAUUUCAAGACUCAAAAUCACAAUCUGCAUUCAUCAUCCCUCAAAUCAAUUGCAUUAAAUUCCCCUCACUAAUUACUCUCUUCUUCCUCUGAACUGAAAUCUCUUCUCAUUAUUACUCCUGAACUUGCCUCAUUCGCAGUCAACCCAAUGAAUUCACAAAUCCUGAUGAUAUUCCCACUUACCAACCCUUCUCACUAUAAAUUUCAACUCACACUGUUCUUCAAAUCCAAUCGAAUCUUCAUCCUUUCCAAAUGGCCAAGCCCAACCCUCGCAAGAAACCUUGCCCCGAUGGCCUUCUCCUCCUCGGCGCAACGCUCUUCGUUCUCCUUCUCCUCUGGACUCUGUGUUCCACCAGAUUCCACCUGACGCUAUUCUUCCACUCUUACUUCUCUGGCCGGAUCAACAAAACCAGCUCAGACGGAUUGCCCGGACCGCCCGACAGAACCUUCUACGACGAUCCGGAACUGAGUUACUCCAUCGAGAAACCGAUGAAGAAUUGGGACGAGAAGCGAAGGAAGUGGCUACAACUCCAUCCAUCCCUCGCCGCCGGGGUACAGGAUCGGAUUCUCCUCGUGACCGGAUCACAGCCGUCGCCGUGCAAGAAUCGCAUCGGCGACCAUUUGCUGUUGCGAGCCUUCAAGAACAAAGUGGACUACUGCCGAAUCCACGGCCACGACAUCUUGUACAGCAACGCGCAUCUCCACCCCAAAAUGGACUCGUAUUGGGCCAAGCUCCCAAUAAUCCGGGCCUCCAUGGUGGCCCACCCAGAGAUCGAAUGGGUCUGGUGGGUCGACGCCGACGCAAUAUUCACAGACAUGGAGUUCAAGCUUCCCAUGGAGAAAUACAAGAACCACAACCUCGUGGUCCACGGGUGGCCCAACAUGGUAUACGGAGACAAAGAGAACAAGAGCUGGACGGGCCUAAACGCCGGGUCACUCUUGAUCCGGAACUGCCAAUGGUCCAUGGAUAUGAUAAACGAAUGGGCCAAGAUGGGCCCAAUAAGUGAGAACUACGAGAACUGGGGGAAGAUAUUGAAAUCAACGUUCAUGGACAAGCCAUUUCCAUUACCAGAUGACCAGUCGUCGCUGAUUUAUAAGCUGUUUACAGAGAAAGAGAGAUGGGGAGAGAAGACAUAUCUGGAAUGGGAAUAUGAACUGGAAGCGUAUUGGGUGGGAGUGGUGGAGGGUUAUGAGGAAGUGAGGGAAGAGUACAAGGAGAUGGAAGAAGAAGAGGGGGGGUUGAGGAGGAGACACGCGGAGAAGGAGAGCGCGUGGUACGGAGGGAAAAGGGAAGAGUAUAUGAGAAGGAAGGGAGUGAGGAAGAAGAGGGCGUUUGUGACGCACUUCACGGGUUGCCAGCCGUGUAAUGGAGAACACAAUCCCAGUUAUGAUGGGGAGAAAUGCUGGAAGGAGAUGGAGAGAGCUUUGAACUUUGGGGAUAAUCAGGUGAUUCGCAAUUAUGGUUUCAUUCAUAGAGAUCUUCAUAGCUCAGCCGUGUCCCUCCUCCCUUAUGAUUAUCCCUGGUUUGACUUGUAUUGA
This is a messenger RNA of Neltuma alba, 1549 nucleotides long. RefSeq names its product glycosyltransferase 6-like. The coding region runs from base 263 to 1549 and encodes 428 amino acids. Gene Ontology annotation, molecular function: galactosyltransferase activity. The record is from RefSeq and is a predicted model, not a curated record. The transcript has a single exon. Gene Ontology annotation, cellular component: membrane; endosome; trans-Golgi network. Lineage: Eukaryota; Viridiplantae; Streptophyta; Magnoliopsida; Fabales; Fabaceae.